Molecule: messenger RNA, 3796 nt
Organism: Branchiostoma belcheri (Belcher's lancelet)
Lineage: Eukaryota; Metazoa; Chordata; Leptocardii; Amphioxiformes; Branchiostomatidae
Exons: 8
Coding region: 1505-2947 (480 amino acids)
Source: RefSeq, a predicted model, not a curated record
AAAAAGCCUAAAACACGCCAAAAAUAUCUUAACCCAAACCUAUGCUUGCUGAGCUUCGGGAAGCGCGCGGCUGGAAAGAUGAGCGAAAGUGGUUAACCGUUAUCUUAGCGCGGACCAACUCCUAUGGCACAUCGAUAUCUGUCUAUUUGGCCAGUAUCUCUGUCCAGCCACUUCUUGUCGCCAGGUAGAGGCUGUAAAGCCAGGGUGGAAUUAUAUUACUAGCAAUGAAUUAUGAUGGAUUUGUAGAUGAACAACGUGGGGAAACCGAUUUAACCUAAAUUAUUGUGUGAAUUUGUGGAAUUCAUAAAGUUUAGCACAUUUGACUUUUAGUUGAUUUUGACUUUUAUGUUAGUGACUUUACAAAACUGAAGGCUGGAGAACAUACUGAAGUCCCAGGGGACAAACAGAAGGGGUAGGAUAGAAGUCAAAAUUAUGACUGAAGGAAUUGAGAAAAUAUUAUCAUGGCUUGGAUUUUGAAGGUGAGUACAGAUAAAAAUUGCUGAUUACCUUUCAUCAGUUUUCAAGUUGCAUAAUUCAUGAGCAUUUUCUCAAACUCUGUCACAUUGAUACAUGUAAGAGAUGAGAAUGUCAUACUUGGCACAUCUACAACAAUUAGAAAAUUUCCCAGGUCCCAUGCCAUUUGGAUGAUAAAUUAGGGCAUAUGUCUAUGGUAGGAGAAGUUUCAAACGCUUUGUACAUGUACCAGAAAGGAGGCAAUAUUUCUUUGCCAUUAUGGACAACUUAACACCAAAGUUACAAAAAGUUUUUGCUAUAUCGAUACAUUAGGGAAAACUGAGUAAUUUUUGUGGGGAUAAAUGAUUGGUGAAAAAUGUAACAGUUUAUAUAUGUGUGUGUGUGUGUGUUUGUGUGCGUGUGUGUGUGUGUGUAUGUAUGAGCACGUAUGUGUGUUCUGUGCGCAUGUGUGUGCAUGUGUGUGCGUGUGUGUGUUUGCGUUCAAGUCAGUACUAUGAAUCAAUCUGUAAAACUGAAGAAUGCUCCAGUACAGUAAAAAAAAAGAGGAAGUUAAAAUGUUGACACAGCGUGAUUCAGGGUAUUCCCCUGCAGUCCAAUGGGUUAGGUGCCAAGAGGUUAAGAUGGCAAUUUCUCUAUGAUCUGAUGACAACUGUUCAUGUACAUGUAUGUUGUGACAUGUGUGGAUUUAAUUGCAUGGUUUUAGCAGUGCUUUCUUGCCAGGAAAUGAUAACAUAACACAGUGAAUAUGUAUUUUGUUAUUCUACCGAUACUUAAAACACUACAGAAUUGUUUCAACACGAACUUUAAAAAUGUGAAAACCUGUUUUCCUCCCUGCAGCAAGAUAACACUACAGUGCCAUGGAAGUAAUAUUAGCAUUUAUAAGGGUGGUAUUUCACUGGCGUGUGGUAGUUUGUGUGCAUGUCACAUAAUUGUUGGAAUUCUAUUAGUGUGUCUAAUGCAGCCUCCCUUAUUCCAGGCAUCAUAAUAGUGUUGUAAUGGAGUCACCUGGACCACAGGAACAUCUUUAAGAAUGGACCAGCAAAGUGUUCCAGAGUUCAGCCAAGCAUUGGAAGAUGUGCUCCAGAAGACAAGAAAGGGACUGCAGCAGAUGUCAUCCCCUGCUGGUGACCUUUGUCUGGGUAGCAGACUGCAAGUUCACUACGAGAGUCUGAAAAGUAACUCAGAUGUUGACUCAUGCAGUUCCAAUCGUGUCCUGGAUUUUGCUGUAUCGAACAGUAGAUAUCAGCUGGAGAUCGAACUCUUGCGGCAACAGUUGUCACGGAGUGAAAAAGUCAACCAAAACAGCCAGGAGGAGAACACAAGAUUGCGGCAACAGUUGUCAAACAGUCAGCAGGGUCACAAUGCACGUGUGGAGAGAAAGAUAAGAGAACUACAAGAUGAGGUCAGUGAAGGAAGAAGAAAUCUACAGAAAGGGGAGAAAGAAAGACAAGACCUCCGUGAGGCAUUGCAGUUGUCAGAGAGUAAGGUGAAGCAGCAACAGAUCGCUAAGGAAAGGGCCUGGGCAGACCUUGAUACCCGGAUGGCUGCUACAAAGAAACUGGUGGAGGAUUACACUGCUGCAGCUGAGAUGGCCCAGCAGGAUCUCCAACAUCUCACAGAGCGUGUCAGGGAGCUUGACAUGCUUUUGAGGAGCUUCUACCCUCUGCUCCCUAGUACUGAGAUGGUGGAAACAUUUCUGCAUGACAUCCCAGUCCUGAAAGACUACUGUCUUCUUGUUAGUCACCUUGAAAAGUGUUCAAGCUGUCUGCAAGUGGUGCCUUUGUUUUGGCACGUAAAGACUUGUGACAAAGUUUGUUGCGAAAAGUGCAAAAUGUUGGUGAACUUGUAUAUCGGGCACGUAGCGCACUGCCAGGAAACAACCUGUAAAGUGCCAUACUGCAUGCACUUUAAAACACGUUCGCAACAGCUUAACUUGUCAACACAAGACCUUGCGACAAAUCAACAAUUCCACAAAGAAGUCCUGAGCUGUCUCCAAAGAGUCAUUCCCCAAGCAACUGAGAGUGAUGGCAUCCUUCUCCAUCAACCUGGUGAGCAUGACCCCUACCACAGGCGCCAAAUGACACCUGCAUUACAGACGCUUCUGAGACUUUUCUCAUCACAUGUGAAACCAGUCCAGGAACUUAUGGUGUGGUGUUUUAAACACCACAAGGAAUGGUCCUCGCUUAGUCACGAGAAGAACUGCCCAGUGUGCCAUAUCUUUCAGCCCAUCCUACGAAGGUGUGGCACCUGUCAUGUUGAUAUGUGUGAGACAUGUGUAAUAGCUUGUUGUGCAUGUGCAAAGUACACUCUGCAGUGUCGCAAUGACAGUUGCACAUUUCCAUUCUGGAACACUCCUUUUAAAACCUCAGUGUGCCACAGAGAUACAACUUAUCCAUCUCGAGUUAAACUUACAAUGUUCAGGGAAGUUGUCCGUCAGAUUUGCUAUGCUUUGCUGACUUCUAAUUCUCAUUAGUAUUAUAUUACCAUCAUUCAUAUGAUAUAUCUUAUACGUCAAAAUAUAACCAUGGUGAUUAGCCAGACAUUUGCUGAAUUGUUACAUUUUUUUUUUCUUUGAGUGCAUCUGUGUGUUUUAUACCUUGACAAUUGUUGAAGGGAUAGGCACUAUGCUACUGUGCUGUGAAAGUAUAGAUAGACAUGUUACAUAGUGUCCAUGCCUUUAUUUGUAUUGUACUUUUUUUUUGUUUACAUAUUAAACACAUUAGAUUAUAAGAUUUUCAUCCAAUCCUCCUUGAAAAUAUUAUAAUCAUGGUAUCUUUAAAAAAAAGAACUUUAUAACAGACUGCAUGAAAUGCUAAUGUCUGAUUGAUUCAGCCCAAGGUUGAAGGUAGUUUGGAUGGAAUUGCUACUGGAGAAGAUGGUAAAGUAAAAUUUGUAUGUAAAUGUAUUGCAAUGUAUUAUGAAGAAAGCCAAUUGUGUAAUAUAUGAGAAUUGUACAUAGUACUAGCAUCCAAAAUAUGUCAAUUUGACACAAAUAUAAACAUAAAAUAGAAAUGUGACUAGUCAACAUUGUACAUUAUUUGACAUUGACAAGCCAUACAUUCUUUACUAUGAGAAUAAUUAUUGCUGCCAAAUGUCAGUCUGUACAUACAUGCUGCAACAUUCAGACCUUAUUCUCUGAGUUGAGCCUGAUUCAAUUUGGUAAAUUUAAGCACGUAAUCUGAUAUUUGUAAAAGUUAAUGUACUACUAAUAUUCAAAUGUCUGGUUCAUGCAAAAAGCAAGGCACAGUAAAAAUAAAUGUUUUAACAUUAUAAUUGGACAAUAUUUGCCAAUUGUCUGCUUAUUUCGAGUCACAGAAAGUAG